AUUUUUUAUACAGAUAUCGACGGGUGCCAAGGAAUGAUUUAUAAGAUGUUGCUCAAUUUCGGGGAUGGGAUUUCUGGCUGGAAACUAUCCCAACUCGAUAAUAAGAGUAAAUUUCUGGUGUUUCCUUCGUGUUUUUACUGACGCACUUGAAAUGGAGAAAGGGAUGAAGAGGUGGAUCGUGAAUAUUGCCUCCUGGAAUCCUUCCGAGGAUCACUUAUCGUCCCUUGCCUGUCUCUUUCCGCCGCACGAGCGUUCUGCCAUCAACAGAUUCAUUAGGUAUGAAGACAGGAAAAGGGCACUUGUUAGUCGGUUGCUUCAAUACACACUAGUUCAUGAUAUUUUUGGCAUCCCAAUCGACAAAAUAUUAAUAAAGCGAACAGCUGAGGGCAAACCUUACCUGCCAAAUGCAGACCUUGCAUUAUUCCCAAAUUUCAACUUCAACGCAUCUCAUCAUGGGAACUAUGUUGGCAUAGCAUCAGAACCUUCAUUCUUGGUGGGCUUUGAUAUUGUUUCUGAUUCCAUGCCAAUCAAGGAAACUGUUAUCGAUUUCAUGAACAAUUUUUCAUCACAUUUCACAACUUUAGAAUGGACUGACAUUAUGAAAUCCAACAACCCUUAUGAUUCAUUGGCCACAUUUUACAGGUACUGGUCCCUGAAGGAGGCAUUUGUUAAAGCCAUCGGCGCGGGUCUUGGAUAUGGGUUGCAUAGGUUGGAAUUUAAUCAUAAUAACUGGACCAACAUAUUUGUUUGCAUUGAUGGUGAGGAAUCUAGAGAUUGGAGAUUCUGGCAUAUUGAGCUUGAUCAGCACCAUUGGGCAUCUGUAGCUAGGGGUCAUCCCAGAUGUGCAAGUGAGAGUUUUGAAAAAACAUUCUCAGCUUUACAUUUUGAACCAGAAGAUUAUUGGAAUGAGCUCCAGAUUCCUGAUGAUGGUUUCACUUUCUGGACCGUUGAAGAGCUGAUUCGUCCUGCAAUUCUGCAACCAUGUUUAUGUUGAAGGUUCAGGCUCUCUCUUAUGAACAGACUGAGCGAAAAUUGAAGGUUAUAGGAGUCGAACACGCAAAACAGGGUCAAAAUGCGCAUAUAGUGAUGUCUGGCAUGACCACGCCUGAUCUGGGCAUGAUCGCGUCAGAACUGGCAUGACCACGUUAGUUUAGGGUGCGACCAUGCUGGGGUCUAGCGUGGCAACACUGCGGGACAUUCAUAACUCAUCUUUUGUGGGAUUUCUUGCCAAUUUUAGACCUAUUGAUGGAUUUGGAGAGAUUGGGUGUUUAUUUUGGAUCUCUAAUGUAAAAAAACUAAAUAUAAAUAUGCAUUUGUCAUAAGAGAGGUCUUCUUGGCCUCUCGGAGACUCGGACAAAGAGUUCUGCAUCAGAGAGGGCUUGCAGACUGAAAGAUGAGAGUUUGUGGGAGAUUUUGAGAGCUCUCUUGACAGUUGUUUUCCUCAUUUAACGAAAACCUGAUAGGGAGAGUUUUUUAUUUGCUUUGUGAGCUGUGAGACUAUAUAUGAGAGGAAAGUUUGCUGACU
This is a messenger RNA of Phalaenopsis equestris, 1525 nucleotides long. RefSeq names its product L-aminoadipate-semialdehyde dehydrogenase-phosphopantetheinyl transferase-like. The transcript is spliced from 7 exons. NCBI's taxonomy places the organism in Eukaryota, Viridiplantae, Streptophyta, Magnoliopsida, Asparagales, Orchidaceae. Bases 65 to 994 code for a protein of 309 amino acids. Gene Ontology annotation, cellular component: cytosol. The record is from RefSeq and is a predicted model, not a curated record. Gene Ontology annotation, molecular function: holo-[acyl-carrier-protein] synthase activity; magnesium ion binding.